Molecule: messenger RNA, 1407 nt
Organism: Suillus discolor
Lineage: Eukaryota; Fungi; Basidiomycota; Agaricomycetes; Boletales; Suillaceae
Exons: 5
Coding region: 1-1407 (468 amino acids)
Source: RefSeq, a predicted model, not a curated record
AUGUCUCAUCUCUCAGUGCACAUAUCGGACAGCAACUCCGAUGAUGACUUCGAUGAGGGCAACAUCGAGCAAAUCUCCAUCCCAGGGCCCAACGCCUCCAAGGGAGAUUUCAUGGAUGCAGUCAAAGCAUUGCAGCUCGAAGUUCAGCGUCUGUGCGAAGAAAAUCGUGCUCUCAAGGAGAAGAACAAAGUUCUACUUGCCGAGAAGCCCAAACGGAAGCGGCGCGUUGAAGCACCUGAUGAACUCGUUGCUCACGAACAGACCAUCUCACUGUAUGCUCGUAAAUACGGCAUGACAGUGGAGAUGUUUCCGGACAAUGAACUUCUCACCAAGAAGCUGCCGGAUUUGCCUACACCAUUCGAUAGCCAUGACCGUUACAAGACUGCUGCAACUCAGGAAACGGCCUUCUUAGACGAACUUUACAAGCAUUUCCCAGAACGCGUCCAUCGAGCCAUACAGAGUGUGUACUUCAAAGACCUCGUACAUAAGUGCAUCAGCGAUGCUCGUUCAAACGAGAUCAAAAAAUUACGUGGCGUUGCUGGAGAUAUUUUUGACCUUCCUGCGAAGUACUUUGCCAAUCCUAGUUUCGACAGAGCCGGCGUUGUUGAAAUUCAAAAGAUGCUUGGAGUGUCUGGCAAGACGCAGGCUUAUAAAAUCUUUCCGCCUCUUUUGUUCCCAGGUCUGCAAGAAGACACCACCCUCAAGACUGUUUUCGGCAACUGGAUACUUUUCGCCAAGAUUCUGAGAGCAUCACUGCAUGGCGUCACCUCGCUUCAUCAAGAGCCUUGUGGCGGAUCAAAGACUAAUGCUCGGAAGUGGAACUUUCAACAAGUCACUCCAGGAUCUAUCGCAUGGGCGGCAGUUAUCGCAAUAUUUCUGCUCUCACCCGACUCCGAAUUUCCCGGUUCGGGAGUGGGGAAAUCAUCGACCAUCAGUUACAAAGACCUGUUCUUUCAAUAUAAGAAGAUGCUCAUUACAAAGUGGGACACCAGGCGCAUCAAGAAUAUUAUGGUCAGUAUCAACAAUCACAUUUUUGGCACCGCAAAGUUGUCCACCCUCAAUCCCGCUGGUGGCGAAGACUUUUCGGAUGAAAUCAAUCGCGCUAUGCUCGCACUCGACAUGUCAUCAGACAGUGAAGCAGAUGAGGUUCCACCAGCAUCAGUAGCGCUACAUGAAGGUCCAGGCCCAGGUCUCAAUGCAGGUCUCGUCAACCGACCUGCAGAAGAAGCAUCUGAAUCAGCAUCUCGAGCUGCUGCUCAUACUAAUGUUGAAGCAGACGAAGCUGAUGUAGAUGAAGCUGAUGGUCAGAUAAUAGGCAGGGGCCGAGGGAAGGGAAAGACUAGGGGGAAAAGGGCAGUAGCAACUCAUAGCAAUAUUCGUCGUGGUCGUUCUCAAAAAGUCUCAUAG